AACAGCAAACAUGAAACAAUAGUAUUUUGUCAAAUUUACCAGUAAUGUUUAUUCAAAGAAAUAAAAUGAUCUCACCUGCUUCAUGAAGGAUAAUCACAUGAUGUCACUAAAUUCCCCCAGGACAUUCACAACUUACGACUUAGUCAGAGGCAGGGCAGCUAUAUAAUGUAAGGCACAUGUUGCUGAGAUAAAACCUAGGCUGAAACAUACAUAGUAUUUGUGUACAAAUAUUUACAAACACAUAUACAGCUUUAUACUUUGAAUUAGAACGAUUAACGUUUUGGAAUUUAGACCGAAAAUAAAGUAUAUGGGUCAUUGACCCAGGAUUUACAAUGUACGGGAUGGGUACAAGCGUUGGUCUAAUUUUGGUGUCAGUUGUCUUGAUUGGUGGAAUUGUGUCGGGACAACCAUUCUCAGAGGACGCAGAAGAAGUGGCUAACCUCCACAAUUUCCAAGCAAAUCUUGUUGGUCCUGAGAAAAUAUGGGUAUUUGCAGUCGCAGCCGAUACAGCCCCGAUGUCUUACAUAAAUAAUACACAACAAUCGACUGGUUUUGCAGUGGAUCUUGUAUAUGAAGUUUGCCGACUUGUGAACCGGAAGUGUAAAGUCAUGGUCACGGAGUUUGAAGAAUGCUGGGAAAAGAGAGAGUACUAUCUUCCUGGUCUUCCUACUAUUCGAGUUGAGAAACCUGGUCUAGGUUUAAUGAAUCGUUGGUUUGACGCAUGCGUUGCUUGGGAUGAGACUCCAGCACGUGCAUUGAAAGUGGAUUUCUCAAUCCCCUUUGCUGCGACUGCUCCUGCUAAGUUCUGGGUACCAAAGGCAGCGGUGUCCGACUUUAAUUGGCUUGAUGUCUCAUGGAAACGAAUAGCUUUCAUCGGUGGUAUGGUUGCUAGCCCGGAAUGUGCUACGCUGAAUGGAGUGCAAGGAGUACCCUCUGAUCCCCCACUUAUGUUCGCAGUUCCUGACGUCAAGUCUGGAAUAGCUGCAGUUAGAACAGGCAGGGUCAAAGCUUUUUUCACAAAUUUUGACAUUCCGGAGGAAUCGAAUUUAAUACCAAUUGGAUCGUUCUACUGCUCUGAUGCAACCUCUGUGAUGACUAGAAAAGACAGUCGUCUCUUAGACUGGUGGGAUGACGCAUUUGACAAUUUCAAAAUAGGAGGUGGAUAUCAGCAGUUCUGUGAACUAGCCCCAUUCAAAUAUGUCCAAGGAUACAACGUGGCCUGUCUUUAGGGUUAAAACGUUUGCAUACCUACACUAUAUAUACGAUACCAAAAAGAGGACUCAAACUAUACUGUUUGUGCAUACCUAUAUUGAAAUAAAAUAGCUAUAUUAUGU
Owenia fusiformis is the source of this 1334-nucleotide messenger RNA. The record is from the annotation of a GenBank genome assembly. NCBI's taxonomy places the organism in Eukaryota, Metazoa, Annelida, Polychaeta, Sabellida, Oweniidae.